Cloeon dipterum is the source of this 582-nucleotide messenger RNA. Its product is annotated as 10 kDa heat shock protein, mitochondrial. Lineage: Eukaryota; Metazoa; Arthropoda; Insecta; Ephemeroptera; Baetidae. Bases 113 to 421 code for a protein of 102 amino acids. Gene Ontology annotation, molecular function: protein-folding chaperone binding; protein folding chaperone; metal ion binding. The record is from RefSeq and is a predicted model, not a curated record. The transcript is spliced from 3 exons. Gene Ontology annotation, cellular component: mitochondrial matrix.
GUAAAGAAGCUCGUUCGUGCCGCAGCUCUUUAAUUUAACUUGAAGGCAGCAGCGACUCAUCGCACACUUUUGCAUUUUAACAUUCCCCGAAGCCCCCAACAAAUCCACAAUAAUGUCUCUCGUAGCAAAGAAACUGCUUCCCCUUUUCGACAGAAUUUUGGUGCGACGGGCUGAGGCCGUCACUAGGACGAAAGGGGGCAUUGUGAUCCCUGAAAAAGCACAAACCAAAGUCCUGCAGGGCGAAGUCAUCGCUGUCGGUCCUGGCCAGAGGAACAAUAAGGGAGUCGUUAUCCCAGUCUGUGUUAAAAUCGGAGACAAAGUUCUGCUUCCGGAGUACGGCGGCACCAAGGUUCAGCUGGAGGAUGACAAGGAAUAUCACCUGUUCAAGGAGACCGACAUCCUAGCCAAGAUCGAAUCUUAGAUAAUUUGCUGCUGGGAGUGUUGUGCAUGAACAUUGAGCGCGUAGUAACUGAUACGAGAGCAUUUCAUAUUUUUUCUUGUAACACACUGAUUCAGUGUCCAUAUUUUUUAUGUGUUCUAGUGAAAAAUAAAAAGAUAUAAUUGUUUCGCCAUCAAAUAAAA